AACUCAUUGGAUUCGCACCAUGCUGAAGUUCGUGAUCUUGUUGUCUGCCGUUGCCUGCGCCCUGGGUGGCACCGUCCCCGAGGGACUCCUGCCCCAGUUGGAUGGUCGUAUUGUCGGAGGUGUUGCCACCACCAUCAGCAGCUUCCCCUGGCAGAUCUCCCUGCAGCGCAGUGGUAGCCACUCCUGCGGUGGAUCCAUCAUUUCCGAGUACUACAUCUUAACCGCCGCUCACUGCCUGCAGUCCGUGUCCGCCUCCAACCUGCAGGUCCGCGCUGGAUCCAGCUACUGGAGCUCCGGUGGCGUCGUCUCCAAGGUUGCCUCCUUCAAGAACCACGAGGGCUACAACGCCAACACCAUGGUCAACGACAUCGCCGUCAUCCGUCUGAGCUCCGCCCUGAGCUUCAGCUCCACCAUCAAGGCCAUCGGCCUGGCUACCUCCAACCCCGCCAACGGCGCUGCUGCCUCCGUCUCCGGCUGGGGCACCCAGUCCUACGGAUCCAGCUCCAUCCCCUCCCAGCUGCAGUACGUGAACGUGAACAUUGUCGGUCUGUCGCAGUGCGCCUCCUCCUCCUACGGAUAUGGUAGCGAGAUCAGGAGCACCAUGAUCUGCGCUGCUGCCAGCGGCAAGGAUGCCUGCCAGGGUGACUCCGGCGGCCCACUGGUCUCCGGUGGAGUCCUUGUUGGUGUCGUCUCCUGGGGAUACGGUUGCGCUUACGCCAACUACCCCGGUGUCUACUCCGAUGUCGCUGCUCUCCACUCCUGGAUCAACAGCAACGUCUAAAAACUUUGCGAAAUAAAACGAAUUUCCCGAUUAUA
Drosophila subpulchrella is the source of this 816-nucleotide messenger RNA. Its product is annotated as trypsin delta-like. The transcript has a single exon. The record is from RefSeq and is a predicted model, not a curated record. NCBI's taxonomy places the organism in Eukaryota, Metazoa, Arthropoda, Insecta, Diptera, Drosophilidae. Gene Ontology annotation, molecular function: serine-type endopeptidase activity. The coding region runs from base 20 to 781 and encodes 253 amino acids. Gene Ontology annotation, biological process: proteolysis.